This is a messenger RNA of Drosophila bipectinata, 1119 nucleotides long. RefSeq lists its product as uncharacterized. Lineage: Eukaryota; Metazoa; Arthropoda; Insecta; Diptera; Drosophilidae. The record is from RefSeq and is a predicted model, not a curated record.
AUUUUUGGCCCAAAAAUUAAAUCAAAAGUUUUGUGCGAGCAAUAAAAUAAAUUUUAAUUUUCGGGAAUUUUUUCGGCAACUAGUCGUGUGAGUCCUCGGCAGCCUAAACCUCAAGGAUAAUAAAGCCUCAACAACCGUAGCAGCCUUUUCUUUUGGAAUUCGAUUUCGGAAAAUAAAUAUGUGCGCUUGGAUCUGGUCGGUUGAGGUUAGCAAGUGAGAGUAGCUGAGACAGUUGGAAGCCAUACAGGAGGUAGUUGAAGAACCCAACGACUAUAAGGAAGUGACCCUUUCAGGACGAGACUGUCGGUUAGAACAGUUAGAGGACUAAGUAGAACUUCCAGGCCAACAUGGGCAAGAAGGGUAAAGGCAAGGGAAAGGGAAAGAAGCCAGCGGCAGCGGUACUACCCGUGGAGGCACCACCGUGUCCCCCAUGCCCGGAGCUGCCCAAGCAAAUGCAGCCGCUGGACUCCUGCCCGGAGUCUAGCGGGCCGCACGACGUGCUCCGUGCACAGCCGAAUCAUUAUCCGGCCCUGUUGCGUAUUCCGGAGACCAUGGCUGUGGUGGGAUCGGAAAACGGAUGCUACGACAGCAUCUGUAAGCUGCUGAGGGCCGGAUUCCGGUGUGCCGAGCGCGUUUUUGUGAUGGCACCCUGGGGCAACUAUGUGGUGUUCCGCUAUCACAACAAUAACGACUUCAUCUACUUCCUGUUCGAUGGCUGCACCUGCGACGUGAAUAGGUUCCGGUAUCUGGAUCUCAGCUGCGGCACCGCCGGCUUCCUCUUCUUCGACAAUAUGCACGACGUCAUCAGCUACAUCAUCCAGUCCCGCAAGACCCGACUCUAUCUGGAGAACCUUAACAAGAUCGCUAUCGACCAGAUCGUGGAGGAGUACGGAGCCGUCACCUAUACCCAGAAGGCCAAGUGUAUGCGGUUUGCUUAGUCCUUGCCUUACUAACCACUGGUCCUCCCGGAUGACUUCUUUCGGCGAACCACUAUUUUCGGAUUUGGAACGCAAACAAGCCUCUCGACUAGUAGUUAGCCUCGAUCCCGAUUAUCACCCGGCAUCGCACAAACUUUGGCACACUUAUAUCACAGUAAAAGUUUUGGAAUUCAGUUUAAAA